Molecule: messenger RNA, 1111 nt
Organism: Balaenoptera ricei (Rice's whale)
Lineage: Eukaryota; Metazoa; Chordata; Mammalia; Artiodactyla; Balaenopteridae
Gene: MAD2L2
Product: mitotic arrest deficient 2 like 2
Exons: 9
Coding region: 185-820 (211 amino acids)
Cellular component (GO): zeta DNA polymerase complex
Source: RefSeq, a predicted model, not a curated record
UCGCCGCGGACGUCAUGGAGCGGCGCCUGGGCCUCUGGUUGAGCGCGAGGCGCGAGUGAUCGGUCGGUGGUUUCCCUCGCGGGGGCCUGGCCCCGAGUCCGGAAUCGAGGCCGGAGCCGGUACCGGGGAAGAGGAGAAGGGCGGGAUUCCCUCAGGGGAAGAAUCCAGGCUGGUAUCGGGAAGGAUGACCACGCUCACGCGACAGGACCUCAACUUUGGUCAAGUGGUGGCCGACGUGCUCUGCGAGUUCCUGGAGGUGGCGGUGCACCUGAUCCUCUACGUGCGUGAGGUUUACCCGGUGGGCAUCUUCCAGAAGCGUAAGAAGUACAACGUGCCUGUCCAGAUGUCCUGUCACCCGGAGCUGAACCAGUAUAUCCAGGACACGUUGCACUGCAUCAAGCCGCUUCUGGAGAAGAAUGAUGUGGAGAAAGUGGUGGUAGUCAUCUUGGACAAAGAGCACCGCCCAGUGGAGAAAUUCGUCUUUGAAAUCACCCAGCCUCCGCUGCUGUCCAUCAGCUCAGACUCCCUGCUAUCUCACGUGGAGCAGCUGCUCCGAGCCUUCAUCCUGAAGAUCAGUGUAUGUGAUGCCGUCCUGGACCACAACCCGCCAGGCUGUACCUUCACAGUCUUAGUGCACACGAGAGAAGCUGCCACUCGCAACAUGGAGAAGAUCCAGGUCAUCAAGGACUUCCCCUGGAUCCUGGCAGACGAGCAGGACGUCCACAUGCACGACCCCCGACUGAUACCCCUGAAAACCAUGACAUCAGACAUCUUAAAGAUGCAGCUCUACGUGGAAGAGCGAGCUCAUAAAAGCAGCUGAGGGUGUGCCUGCCCACCGUGGAUGCCACAACUGUCGGACUGUGGGGGCCCAGCCUAGGGCAGUGCUGCAGGGCCCCCCUGAUUCCAAGUGCUCUUAUUGCCUCUGUGUAUGGACCACCCACCCUCCAGCCCGGGGCUGCUCAGGCCUGGUUGCCUUCAUGGAGGAAGCCUCCCCAGGAGGGCAGGGAAGGGUGCUGGGACCUCAGUUUCUCAGCCUCCUGGGAUUCAGCUGGCCAACGCUGCCUCAAAUACCGUGCUGUGAGUUGUUUCAAUAAAGAGCCCCCAGGGCUGA